Messenger RNA from Colletotrichum orchidophilum, 540 nucleotides. Its product is annotated as guanine nucleotide-binding protein subunit gamma. Bases 1 to 540 code for a protein of 179 amino acids. Gene Ontology annotation, cellular component: heterotrimeric G-protein complex. Gene Ontology annotation, molecular function: G-protein beta-subunit binding. NCBI's taxonomy places the organism in Eukaryota, Fungi, Ascomycota, Sordariomycetes, Glomerellales, Glomerellaceae. The transcript has 2 exons. The record is from RefSeq and is a predicted model, not a curated record. Gene Ontology annotation, biological process: G protein-coupled receptor signaling pathway.
AUGCUCUCUCAACAGGACCGUCCAUCUCACAACACCACACCUCCUACCGCCGCCGAACCAUCUGCUGCAGCCGCCACAGCCUCUUCUCCCACCCCUCGCCAGCGGCAGGAUCAGGUCCAACAGCCUCGUUCCGACGACAAACAAUCACGACGACAACCCGCCGUCGCUGAAGCCGCUGAAGCCUCUGUCGCCGCCGUCGCCUCGUCCUCCGCGACACCGUCGUCGUCAAAGUCUCCUGCCCCCCGAUCCGCGACAGCAAUGCCUCAAUACACCUCUCGCGAUGUUGGCGACCCGUCGCAGAUCAAGAAGAACAAGCAGUCGAUGGCCGACCUCAAGUUGAGACGGUUGACGGAACUUAACAACCGCCUGCGCGAGGAUCUUGAAAGGGAACGAAUUCCGGUCAGCAAUGCUUCUAAGAGCAUCAUUGCCUACUGCAAUAGCACGAGGGACUACAUGGUUCCAUCAGUUUGGGGCGCUGUCCCCCGCGGCGAAGACCCCUACGCACCACAACAAAGCGGCGGAUGCUGCGUGGUAAUGUAG